CCGGAAGGAACUGUUGUUUUUGUUUGCGGUCAAAAAAUGUCUUCGAGUUUAACGUUUAACUAGAUGGAGCUUAAAGCGCUUGUGCUGCUUUUGAGUGCUUUGUGCUUGAGUGAUCUGACUUCAACACAGGACAGCUGUGGGAAGCGGCUCCUGGUCGCCGCCCCUGGUGCAUUUCGUAUAGUGGGGGGGCGGGAGGCUCCUGAGGGGGCUUGGCCCUGGCAGGUCAGCAUCCAGAUCCAGUCCAGGCACCACUGUGGUGGGACGAUCCUCAGCAAUCUCUGGGUGCUCACAGCCACACACUGCUGCCACAAAUACCUACGGAUCAUCAAAAGCCAUUUCCGUGUGGUGGCAGGACUUAAUGUGCUAUCUGGUCCUGGAGAUCAAACCCAGAUCCGCUCCGUCAGGGAAGUCAAGAUGCACAAGGACUACAAUGGCAUCACGUCUGACAACGAUGUGACACUCUUACUCCUCAGCUCUCCCUUAAACUUCACUGACCACGUCCAACCUGUCUGCACUCCUCAUAAUUUGGCUCAUGAGUUCAUCCUCAACUUCAGCCACUGUUUCAUCAGUGGAUGGGGGAGCCCCAGUUACGGAGGCAGACUGAUGAACAGAUUGCAGGAAGCUGAGGUGGAGCUCAUCGACAGGACUAAGUGUAACCUGAUCACCUGGUACAACGGCAUCAUCACUGAAAACAUGAUCUGUGCUGGACUGGAGAGCGGGGCGGCUGAUUCCUGUCAGGGGGACAGCGGGGGGCCCCUGCAGUGUUACAGCGAGGACGAGGACAGGUUUUAUGUGGUCGGAGUCACGAGCUUCGGGCACGAGUGUGGACUUCCUCACAAGCCGGGGGUGUACGCCAGAACCAGCAGGUUUGCAGGUUGGCUGAAGGCGAGUCAGGGAGCAUCAGUGUCUGCUGCACGCAGACUGAACACGAGACUGAUAUCAGCUUUGCUCAGCGCUGCUCUGACGCUGCUCUGAAUCCUCAUGCAGUCUGUCGGCAAUAAAUAUCACUGCUAACAUA
Etheostoma cragini (Arkansas darter) is the source of this 1018-nucleotide messenger RNA. RefSeq names its product transmembrane protease serine 11D. The transcript has 5 exons. Gene Ontology annotation, biological process: proteolysis. Gene Ontology annotation, molecular function: serine-type endopeptidase activity. Bases 64 to 975 code for a protein of 303 amino acids. Lineage: Eukaryota; Metazoa; Chordata; Actinopteri; Perciformes; Percidae. The record is from RefSeq and is a predicted model, not a curated record.